AGCCAGCGCCGCCAUAUUGGAGGAGAAGCCGCGUCCCGUCCGCUGCCUCCUCGGCUGCUCCUGCCGUAGGGGGAGCCGGCCCCUCUGCCCCCGCGGCCGAGCCCUCCCCCAUGCGUCCCCCCGGCCGGCCGCAGCCCCGGCGCGGCUAGCGAGAGCCCGUGUCCCCGGCGCGGCCCCCUCCCGCGCGCUCGGGCUUUCCGGCCGGAGCCAUGACUUCCCUGACCCAGCGCAGCUCGGGCCUGGUGCAGCGCCGCACCGAGGCCUCCCGCAGCGCCGCCGCCGACAAGGAGCGGGUGGCCGGGGGCGGCCCGGAGGAGGAGGGCCGCCGGGACGAGCAGGGCGACGACGAGAAGGGCGACUCCAAGGAAACCCGCCUCACCCUGAUGGAGGAGGUGCUGCUGCUGGGCCUCAAGGACCGAGAGGGUUACACGUCUUUUUGGAAUGAUUGUAUCUCCUCUGGGUUGCGUGGCUGCAUGUUAAUUGAAUUGGCAUUGAGAGGACGUCUUCAACUGGAGGCAUGUGGAAUGAGGCGCAAAAGUCUAUUAACAAGGAAGGUGAUCUGCAAGUCAGAUGCUCCCACAGGGGAUGUUCUACUUGAUGAAGCUCUGAAGCACAUUAAGGAAACCCAGCCUCCUGAAACAGUACAAAACUGGAUUGAACUGCUUAGUGGUGAGACAUGGAACCCAUUAAAAUUGCACUACCAGUUACGAAAUGUGCGUGAACGAUUAGCUAAAAACCUAGUGGAAAAAGGUGUAUUGACGACAGAGAAACAGAACUUCCUUCUUUUUGACAUGACUACCCACCCUCUCACCAACAACAAUAUAAAACAGCGCCUCAUCAAGAAAGUUCAAGAAGCAGUUCUUGACAAAUGGGUGAAUGACCCUCACCGCAUGGACAAGCGCUUGCUGGCUCUCAUUUACUUAGCCCAUGCUUCAGAUGUUCUUGAGAACGCUUUUGCCCCCCUACUGGAUGAGCAGUAUGAUUUAGCCACAAAGAGAGUGCGGCAGCUUCUGGAUUUAGACCCUGAAGUUGAAUGUCUGAAGGCCAACACAAAUGAGGUCCUCUGGGCUGUUGUAGCUGCCUUCACAAAAUAACUGCGAUCAGAUUGAAGUGUUCUUCUCUCUUCUUUAUGUAAAGCAGUUGUUUCUCUUCUAUUGACUAUUCAUGUUUUCUGUAAUUUGUACCUUCUCACAUGAUGAAUCAGCUCUUGUUUCACAGGAAUGAUAGGUGGUGUAUUCCCUCUCCCUUUGUGUAUCUGUAUACGGAUUCUGCUGGUAGAAGAGACUUUCCUGUUUAAAAAAAGUUUUGCUGCCAUAUUGGCAUUCCAUUCCCUAUUAAAUUACAGUUACCUGAAAUUCUUAGUUUCGUCCAUUUUUCACUUUUUGGUUGCUGGAAUGGUUUAACUUGGAAAGCACCUCAAGAAAGAAAUGUGCAUGCACUGUUGGAUCACCAAAUCUCGGGUUGAUGCAGAUGUGUACACGCAUCAGUAACAUUCUGCCGUGCCGUUCAUACAAAAGUCACAAAAAGGCCUUUUAAAUCACCAAAGUUAAAUAUUGAAGUGUCUGUCAGGACAUUUUAUAUAUAGACAUUGGUUCAAAUGUGCUUAACAAAAUUAUUUUAAAAUUAGAAUAUCCAUUAAACAUCUGCACAAAUAGUUAAUGUAAAAUGCCCCAUAAGUUUUACCUCUCAUGUAAAUCUCUUAACAUUUUGUUAUAUUACAACUCUGAAUUACGAGGCUAGUGUAGACAGGUCCAGUUGUUUCACAAAGCAGUUUUGGGAUGGGAUACAUUCCAUUAUAUUCUGUAUAUAGUUUGAAUUGUAUAUUAACAGCCCCCCAUCUUUGUAUUUUGCAAGAUUUAAUUAGUUGUACACCUGUGCCCCUUACUUGCUUUCAGCCAUUGCCAUUGGACGGAAAGAUGGGCCUCUUAUAAAGAGCAUGUGUGUGAACUCUGUGUGUUCCCAAUGUCUAUGGAGUUGUACCAUCCAGGUACAACUCAGCCUAAGCAUCGCCUUUUAUAAUGUUUGUUGUAUGGAAAGGAGACCAGUUGCCGUCAUUGUUUAUAUUAUUUCUGUAUGGAAGAGGCUUGUGACCAGUACAGUUCUUGAGUGCAGUUUUUAAUUUUGUUUGUACACAAGUUAAUGUUUGUCUCUUAAAUGUCAUAAUCUACUUACACUUAAAAAAAUCAAAUGUCAAACCUAGGAGGUCUUGCAUGUAAAUUGUUAGCAAGUAAUGACUACAGUUCAGAUGACUAAGAUUUCUGUAAUGGGAAGCUCUACUAUGUUCAUUAUUUUAUAUACAAUUAUGUUUAUUAGCACAAUGUAAAAAAUAUAAACUUUGGCUUUUUAAAGUUUAUCACCUCUUUACCACUGCUUGUUAUCUGCCACUGGUUUCACAGUGUAAAUAUUAUGCAUUGAGCAAAUUAAACUUUUUUUUUCCUCAUAACAUGCAUACUAAUAGUGGGGCUUACAGGUGUUUAGAAACUUUUUGGUUAACAUUCAGAGCAAAAAUACUAAGUGGUGUAUAACUGUAGAGUUGAAGUUUAAGGGAUCCCUAAUCUGUAUACUAGCUUUUUACCUACAGUAAAUAAACUAUGAUCUUGAAAGUG
Malaclemys terrapin pileata is the source of this 2606-nucleotide messenger RNA. It is a transcript of the gene GOLPH3, whose product is annotated as golgi phosphoprotein 3. Lineage: Eukaryota; Metazoa; Chordata; Testudines; Emydidae. Gene Ontology annotation, biological process: Golgi to plasma membrane protein transport; Golgi vesicle budding; Golgi organization. Gene Ontology annotation, molecular function: phosphatidylinositol-4-phosphate binding. The coding region runs from base 210 to 1094 and encodes 294 amino acids. Gene Ontology annotation, cellular component: cytosol; trans-Golgi network; Golgi cisterna. The transcript is spliced from 4 exons. The record is from RefSeq and is a predicted model, not a curated record.